Molecule: messenger RNA, 362 nt
Organism: Acaulospora colombiana
Lineage: Eukaryota; Fungi; Glomeromycota; Glomeromycetes; Diversisporales; Acaulosporaceae
Source: the annotation of a GenBank genome assembly
AUGGCAGAAUGGAAAGAUCGUGAGCGUCCUGACACAGCUGUAUUAUUUGACGUUGAUGGCACUUUGACUCCCGCUCGAAGGCCCGUAAGCAAAGAAGUCUUGGAAGUACUUAAAGAUCUGAGAAAGAAAGUAGUGAUUGGUUUUGUUGGUGGUUCCGAUAUUAGUAAGCAACAGGAACAGCUUGGUGCUCGAGUUAUUGAAGAUUUUGAUUUUGCAUUCGCGGAAAAUGGGCUCACAGCUUAUAGACUUGGAAAACAGCUAUCUUCCCAAAGUUUCAUUGGGUGGCUUGGAGAAGAGAAGUAUGCCAAUUUGGCCAAUUUCAUCCUUAGGUACAUUGCGGACCUUGACAUUCCCAGGAAACG